This is a messenger RNA of Mesitornis unicolor (brown roatelo), 930 nucleotides long. It is a transcript of the gene EEFSEC, whose product is annotated as eukaryotic elongation factor, selenocysteine-tRNA-specific. The record is from RefSeq and is a predicted model, not a curated record. Lineage: Eukaryota; Metazoa; Chordata; Aves; Mesitornithiformes; Mesitornithidae. The transcript has 3 exons. The annotation marks the transcript as partial. Gene Ontology annotation, biological process: selenocysteine incorporation. Gene Ontology annotation, molecular function: translation elongation factor activity.
UUGAAGUCAACGAAGUCAAAGAGGCGUAUGAAAUGAUUUCUGUAGCAGGGGUGGGAAGCAGUCGCAUCCGUCCAUGGAUGGGUGUUGUAGUUACUACACUUGCGAUGCUACAGGUGCUUAGGAGAAGUACAGUGACAAAGAAAGUCAAGUCCAUGCAGAUGUUCCAUACUCCUGUGACUUAUGCUAUGCAAGGUGACAGAGUAGGUAUCUGCGUGACCCAGUUUGAUCCCAAACUGCUAGAACGGGGCCUGAUUUGCACCCCAGAGUCACUUCACACCAUCCACGCUGCAAUAAUUUCCCUGAAGAAAAUCCAGUAUUUUCGAGGGGCUCUUCAGACCAAGGCCAAGUUCCAUAUCACAGUUGGUCAUGAAACAGUUAUGGGAAGAGUGAUGUUUUUCAGCCCAGCCCCUGCUGACUUCAAUGAAGAAAUCAAAGAAAAUGUGUUUGAUUUUGAAAAGGAUUAUCUUUAUCAAGAGGAAUAUUUGUCCAAGGACUCAAAUUCUUCAGAGGAGAACAAAGAAAAUGACCAGGCAGGGUGCGUCCAGCUCCCAAGACAACAGUGGGCUUUGCUGGAGUUUGAGAAACCAGUCACUUGUCCUAAGCUGUGCCUCGUGAUUGGCUCCAAGCUGGACACAGACAUCCACGCCAACACCUGCAGGUUGGCCUUCCAUGGCGUUCUGCUCCAAGGCAUGGAAGACAAGAACUACACCGAGACUUUCCUUCCAAAGCUGAAGGUGUACAAGCUGAAGCACAAAGAGGGACAAGUGGAAAGGGUGAUGGAUGAUUACAGUGUGAUUGGUCGCUCACUGUUCAAAAAGGAAACAAACAUCCAGAUUUUCGUGGGUCUAAAAGUCAAGCUGUCUACAGGAGAAGAUGGAAUAAUAGACGGUGGUUUUGGACAAAGUGGCAAAUUUAAAAUCCGAAUUCCAG